Messenger RNA from Haemonchus placei, 405 nucleotides. The record is from the annotation of a GenBank genome assembly. NCBI's taxonomy places the organism in Eukaryota, Metazoa, Nematoda, Chromadorea, Rhabditida, Trichostrongylidae.
AUGCCCCACAAACAUGGAUGGCUACGGCCUGUAAAUAAACUCUACCCGCUGGAAAUUUCUGCAAAAAACGACAAGGUUCCGCCCAACAGUCCACAAGCUGAUCAUAAUGUCCGAGAACUCCAGAUGAAUGAAGGCAAUAAGCCGCGUUUGGCAAAGAUCAAAGCGAAGGAAGCGAUCCAGAAGUUAUCAAGGAUCAACGACGACUCUAACGGAUCUCUACCCCCUGUAUUAUGCCUGCACAUCAACGUGGCAGUGGUCAUCAUGAUUGCCGCUCUGUUUCUGGGGCCAUCAGUGAAUGCUUUGCCGAACAUCUCAUGCGAAGGUAACGGACUUCACGUUAAACCACCAAAUGGCACCUUCCAGCUCUGCUUACGGUCAACUUGCUGUAUUUCGCGAAUAGCUUAA